GCUAUGACAUUCACACCACACGACCUUUAUAAAAAUCUUUGGUUCUCCGAGUGAGUUUUCAUCACCAUCUCUCUCUCGAUGUCGUGCCUGAGGAUUAGGCUGUCUCCGGCCAAGAGUGCGUGGAAGCGCUUUGCCUCCAAACUCAUGAAGCUUCAAAGAUCCAAACCCAUCAAGAACAGACUCAAAACACGACCAACAGCUGUUCGUAAAACCCAUCUCAAAAAGCUCCGUAGCGAACGUGUUUUUCUCCUCCGCUUAAAGAGAGCUUGCUUGUUCAAGAAGAAACGCGAUGCAGUCGUUUACGUCGACAAGCUCUUCAGGCCCACGCAGAUGGAAGAGAAGAAGAAUGUCGAGAAACCGUUGCAGGUCGAUGAUGCAGACGAAGCGUGGGAGUCUAUGGGUCUGGCUUCCCCACUGGUUCAGGGGAUUGAUGCUAGAGCCGAAGAGUUCAUCGCCAGAAUCAAAGCACAGAUGAAAACCGCUCGAGCUUUGUGACCCUUACAAGACCUAAAACGCGUGAAGGGACAUGUGCACAGUUCUUGUUCUCAAGUUAUUUUUAACAUAAAUCAACUGUCCGGUACUGCGUUUGCUUAUAUUCAUGUUUGGGUUAUCGUAGAAAAUAUGAAGAAUACGAGGGGUCAAUUGGAAAGAACGUAGACACCCCACGUAUAGUUUGUAAUUUCCAAAUGGGCAUGGGUCAUCUACAAAUGGUCACGACUCACUCUCCGUGCCGCCAACAAAUCGAGUUUUAAACUUGUCUUAUCA
This is a messenger RNA of Tarenaya hassleriana, 765 nucleotides long. RefSeq lists its product as uncharacterized. The record is from RefSeq and is a predicted model, not a curated record. The transcript has a single exon. The coding region runs from base 79 to 495 and encodes 138 amino acids. Lineage: Eukaryota; Viridiplantae; Streptophyta; Magnoliopsida; Brassicales; Cleomaceae.